AUGUCACCAGUCGAUAUUUCAUUUAUUCAUUUUGAGCUCGUUGACAGGGAGGAAGUUGCUCAUCAAGUACAAUUGCCGCCUGCUAAGUUAUUCGAUUACGAUGAAGCCACAGCAACAUGCGCUACUUCUUUGAACAGCCAGUUGGGAGGCAAGUCUAGUCGGAUCCUGGAUUCCACUGAGGACCUGCAGACAAUGCUGGAUAGCCCAUACUACAAGUUUAACGCACCUGAAUCGGCAGCAGCGCAGGUAGAAGACUUGACCGGACAUUUGCACGAGUCGUCGCUUCUGCUUGAUGACAUCCAGGAUAGCUCCGAGCUCAGACGCGGUCGGCCAGCUGCCUAUCGCGUCUUUGGGGUACCACAAACCAUCAAUGCUGCAACCCAUGCACUUACUCGAGCGUUUGAGAAGGUUAUCUCACUAAUGAAGCCAGGCAGCUCACACCUGAUUGAGGUAGAUGAGCUGCGCAACCUUCAUGUUGGACAAGCGAUGGACCUCUACUGGACACGCUCUGGAUAUCGUCCUUCGAUUGCAGAAUACCUGGGAAUGAACAGGCUGAAAUUCCCAGAAACCGGCGCACUGUUUUGUCUUGCGAGCAAUCUUUUCUAUAUUCAAGUGUCGUUUCCAGCUGGAACCAUUAAGCAAACCGAGUUGAACGAUCUCAUGAUCGCUCUGGGCCAAUAUUUCCAAGCUCGAGAUGACUAUAUCAACCUGGCAUCAACCAAGUAUCAAGAGCAAAAGGGGUUUGCGCAGGAUCUUGACGAAGGCAAAUUGUCGCUUCCAUUGAUCCUCCUUCUGACACAGUCGCCGAAUGCGGCCCUGAUCGAGAAUAUCCAGCAAGAACGAGCGAGAAAUAACAAGCUGCCAGCUGAUCUGAAGCAACUGAUCUUGGAUGAAAUGCGUGAUCAGAAGAUUCUGCAGGUCACCGAAGAGACACUGAAUGGUUUAGAGGCUAAGGUGUAUCAACACUUGGAAAGACUGGAAGUUUCCACUGGGAUUAAAAACAUUACGUUCCGGUUCUUGCUGGAUAGACUGAGGGAGAUGUGAUACUUGCAAAUUUCUGAAUAUCUUCUACUAUUUCUUUUGCCUUCAGAGAAAGAGUAUAAUAAAUGAACAUGAAGAACUAAGUGUGGAAUUCAAACAUCUCCACCCGUCAACCAAACACUAUCUCAGCCACACGAUUUAGAAAAAAGUCAAAUUCCGAUGAA
Molecule: messenger RNA, 1205 nt
Organism: Aspergillus vadensis CBS 113365
Lineage: Eukaryota; Fungi; Ascomycota; Eurotiomycetes; Eurotiales; Aspergillaceae
Product: terpenoid synthase
Exons: 7
Coding region: 1-1044 (347 amino acids)
Biological process (GO): isoprenoid biosynthetic process
Molecular function (GO): prenyltransferase activity
Source: RefSeq, a predicted model, not a curated record